AUGGCAUUCAAAUUCAUCGUCUUCGCAGCCUUCGUAGCAGUAGCUCGUGCCGGAGUCAUCCAACAAUCCUACUCCGCACCUCUGGCUUACGCUGCGCCAUCAGUAGCCAAAGUAUCAUACUCAGAAGCUCCGGCUGUAUCCUACUCCAGCAUAUCAGCUCCAGUAGCGUACGCUGCAGGUCCAUCAUACGCCAAAAUAGCUACUCCAGUUUCCUAUGCUGCCCCAGCACACUACGCUGCUCCCGCUCAAUAUGCCGCCCCAAUCGCGUAUGCCGCCCCAGCUCAAUAUGCUGCACAAGUUCAAUAUGCUGCACCAGCUCAAUACGCUGCACCAGCUCAAUAUGCUGCACCAUCUCAUUACGCCGCUCCAGCUGUAUCCUACGCCGCUCCAGCAUACAAAGUAGCUGCUCCUGUAGCCUAUGCUGCACCAGUACACCACAAAACCAUCAUCUCUGAACCCGAAACUCCCGCCCACUACGAUUUUGGUUACAGCGUUAACGACCCUCAAACCGGAGACAGCAAAAGCCAGCAAGAAUCUCGUCGUGGUGAUGUCGUCCAAGGAAGCUACUCCCUUGUUGAAGCUGAUGGAAGCAAACGUAUUGUAGAAUACCAAGCCGAUGCCCACAAUGGUUUCAACGCUGUUGUUCACAAGGAACCCGCUCAAGUACAUGUUAAAGCCGCUCCUGUAGCCUAUGCCGCGCCUGUAGCCUAUGCUGCUCCUGUAGCCAAGUACGCUGCUCCCCUUUCUUACGCUGCACCUGCUCAAGUUUCUUACGGUGCUCCAGUAGCUAAAUACGCUGCUCCUCUAUCUUAUGCCGCACCUGUAGGACACCAGGCUUACUACCACUAG
Psylliodes chrysocephalus is the source of this 849-nucleotide messenger RNA. The record is from the annotation of a GenBank genome assembly. Lineage: Eukaryota; Metazoa; Arthropoda; Insecta; Coleoptera; Chrysomelidae.